Epinephelus moara (kelp grouper) is the source of this 3172-nucleotide messenger RNA. Its product is annotated as tandem C2 domains nuclear protein. The record is from RefSeq and is a predicted model, not a curated record. NCBI's taxonomy places the organism in Eukaryota, Metazoa, Chordata, Actinopteri, Perciformes, Serranidae. Gene Ontology annotation, cellular component: nucleus. The coding region runs from base 98 to 1522 and encodes 474 amino acids. The transcript is spliced from 12 exons.
AGUGGCAUUUCCCUCCAGUCGGCCUGUGAGAGUGAACACCACCGUCGCAUGUGUAAACUUUAUUCUCUGUGAAUGAAAACAUCAUAAGGUCGCAGCCAUGGAGUGUCUCAAAGACUGCUGCAAGAACUUCAUGAAGAAGAAGGAGAGGGAGCAAGAGACUCAAGUGAUCGCUCUGAAGAUGCCUCCUAACAAGGCAGCAGCAUCAGGUUGGGAGCCGGAAGGUAGGAGGGGGGUCACAGAAGAUUACCUCCUGUCCAAGCUGCCACCGGAUGGCAGAGAGGUGCCAUUUGUCCUGCCGACAUUCAAGGCAUCCUACGUCCAACCCAGAGGCUCCCGCUACCCCAAUUUACAGUCUGGGCCGCAGAGUUCAGCCCGGUGCACGUAUGCAGAGAGGAAGGCAGAGCUGCUGGGGUCCAGUCAAAUGUCCUACAGCCCAGAGUCCAGCUUCCAUCAGGUGCAGCUGGCCGAGUACUUUUCCCCUGGAUCGACCCGCCGUGACACACUGAAGAACAGAGUCUCCAGUCCCCAGAGUCCAGGUUGGUCUCUGAAACCGGGUGUCGAGCAGCGACUGAGCAGCUCCAUGUUUGAUCUGUCCAGCCCUCAGCUUCACAUGCAGCGCUUUGAUUCCGUCUCCAGCAUCCUCAGCAGUACAUCCUCCAGGAUUGGCUCCAUUGAAAGCAGCCUGGACUCCAUCACUCUGUCUGGGGACGAGCGUGAGCUGGGGAAAGUGUGCGUCCGACUGAGCUACCAGGAGGCUCUGGAGCAGGUGUGGAUCACUGUGGUUCAGUGUUCAGACCUCAACGUUGUUCCGGAAGGAGUGGAACAACAAAAGAUUGGAUUUAAAGGGAUCAUCACCAUUCCCAAACCGAUACAGUUCAAGAGCUCAGUCAAGGAGUACCGUCAGGAUAUGCCCUUCAUGGAGACCUUCGUGUUUGCGCUGCGUCUCCAGCAGUUGCGCUGCAGUGCUUUGGUGCUGCGGCUGCAGACACACAUCCCCAAGAAGCGUACGGUGGCAGAGUGCGUCCUCUCGCUAAGAGAGCUUGGUCCUCAGGAGACAGACCACUGGCUCGAGCUCAGCCCUCCGUCCAAAUCAUCUGUGUGCCACUCUGAGCUGCAUCUCACCACCUGCUUUCAGCCAGUCAACGGACGCAUCCAGCUCCAGGUCCUCGCCGCCCAAAACCUCCCACCAUCCUCUUCACCACUCACACAAGCAUUUUUCGUCAAAGUGGAGAUGCACCAGUCGGGGCGGGUGGUGAUGAAGAAGAAGACUCGCAUCCUGAAGGCCUCGGGGAGCCAGUGUAAGUGGGCGGAGACAUUUCACUUCCUGCUGAUUACGUUAGACGAUGCCUGCUCGCUGACAGUCAAACUCUACAGCCGCAGCUCAGUCAGGAGGAAACAGUGUCUCGGACAGGUUCAGCUGGGAUUCGACAGCCCUAUCCCAGAAGCAGUGGAGCAGUGGAAGGACUCGAUGGCUCACCCAGAGAAGGUGGUGUCUGCAUGGCACAGGCUGAGCGCUGUCUAAACCUCCUCUCAUAACGUCUACUGUACGUGCUACAGACGUGAUGUUUUCGUGCUGCAGGUCCAGCUGUGCCCGCUCGGUUUUCCAGUCGGCCGGCCACACUCUUGUACUGAGUCGACUCUGACGGACUGGACUGUAAACUACAGAACAUUCUCUGAACGCCCUGAAAGACCAGAUUUCCACUGUCCAGGUGCUCGGUUGUAAAUAGGGGUUUCGAACAAAGUGUAAUUGCUGGAAGAACUGUUUUCUGUGUUUUUUGAGUAGAUGAAACUAAGGUUUUUUUCUUGACCAAAAAGUAGAGCAUUUGCCAAACUGAGAGAAAGUUAGCUGCAGUGCAAUUAGCUGUAUAUAAUGCUAUAUUUUGUAUCAUGCUUUUUAGUGAAAACCUUGUCACUCUGUUUCCGUUGGAUAGAAAGUUUACAAGCAGAGAAAGUCACCAUUAAGACAGACUCACUAUGUUAAAAACUUCAUGUUAUCAGUCUGUAAUUAAGACUGGAGAUAUUCUACAUUUUUCUUAAUGUCAACAAACCCAUAAAAAGAUCAAAACUAACUCUAUUUUAGUCUUUUUCGAGGUACUUUCCGACUUUCCUGUCUUGGGCUUACAGGUUAAUCCCUUUGGUUCCUUACUAAAGAUGUAAAUCAUUUAUACUUGUGCAGUGGUGUGUCCGUAUCACUUUGCAAGUACAAGUACACAAAUCAGCUUCACUAUAACUCGCAGCAUUCACAGACAAAGCAUUUGUCUUUUGCUGGACACAUUUUCCCCACAAAUACAACAUGCUAACAUUAUUAGCAUUAGCCUAUGGCAUUUUACAUUGUAUAAAUAAGCUUAGCAGCUAGUGUUUUUUUCCUCUUCUCAUAUAAAACCAGGGGCUACAGCAACAUUUAACAAAGGUAACAUUACAAAAUUUGGCUCAAUUACAGCUCACACGGUUCACCAAUGGCAGCUAGCGGGCUUUUCCUCUACCACACCAAAACUACUUUAGAUGAGUGCAGCAAAAGUACUUUGUUAAGUUUCGGAAAAGAUCAUGGUUUGGAUUAAAAUGAGACUGACUUUUGGUUUCACACAGAACAUUAACAUCAAACUCCUGGGUAAAAGUCCUGUGUGUUUGACCUAUCCAUGCACCCUGACAUCUUUCCUACAGGAACUUCCUCUCUCUUUAUACUACGUCAUUACCGCCUAUGGGCUUACUUUGGAGUUAAUGUAAAGCCCAGUGCAUCUCAUACAAACGCUAAAGGGUGUCCUGCACAUCAAUAUUAGAUGCUAAGGGCUGUGACAAAGCGUAGGUAUUUGACAAUUUGGGAGUGAGAACAAGUUUCAUAAAUACAUAUCAGUAGUUUUACAUUUUUUUUAAAGGUUCUGUAGUUUUCAGCAAACAUUACUUAAACUCGCCACAAGUGAUUUUUUUUUCUUUUUUUGUGGUUAGGUUUGAUUCAUUGUUGGUUUUGGUCUUUUCAUGGUAUUUGUUGGCAAUAAGAGAAAUCACUCUGCUUAUCCUCUACGUCCCUAAAAGGUUUUCCCUUACCCUAAUUUAACUAUGUAGGAUGUCAUGUUACUGUACAAAACGGCAGUAUCAAACCUUAGCUGUACGCUUUUGAUAAAAGCACUUUAAUUUUUUGUAAUGUAUUUAUUGUAUUAAUGUUAAACUUUAGUGA